Porites lobata is the source of this 351-nucleotide messenger RNA. The record is from the annotation of a GenBank genome assembly. NCBI's taxonomy places the organism in Eukaryota, Metazoa, Cnidaria, Anthozoa, Scleractinia, Poritidae.
AUGCCGUCUAGGCAACUCUACUGUUGGUCACUUGCCCAGAGAAAUUUCCAGAGCAACACGCUCUGGAAGGAGCGGGUUGUUUGUGCUAAAGUCAUCGACAAGAACCACAGAAGAUCUCCCCUAGUGCAAGGAGGAUUGGAAAUUCCUGUACAAGUUACAGCUGAGAUGGAUCUUACCGAAAGGAACAAGGCAAUACUUGAAAAGUAUAAACAGAUUGUCGUUUCAAUUUACAAAGAACCCGGGAUAGAUGGCCAUUUCGAUGACCGUACAAAAGAGGUGCUGAAAUUACUUGAAGAUGACGGUAGUGAUACUGAUGAAGAGGUUCAAAGCAACACAGAUAGUGAAAUUUGA